UCAUGCGCGCGCGCAACCUCCGUGUCGCGAGCUAUUAUAUUCUCACACGACCACUCUCCAACAGUGCUACAGCGAGCAAAAGCGGGGAGUAUGAGCGGAUAGUGGACGCGUAUAGCGGGAAGUCCGUGCUCGUCACCGGCGGCACUGGUUUCGUGGGGAAGAUCCUUAUAGAGCGUCUGCUUUACAACUGCGUGGACAUUAAGAAUAUCUAUGUGCUCAUGCGACAGAAGAAGGAUGUCCCUCUCCACACCAGGCUGGAGGGGAUGUUCAGCUUGCCUAUAUUCACGAAACUCAAAGAAACUAGACCAGAAGACUUCAACAAGCUGAUACCCGUGUAUGGAGACUUGCUGGAAGAUCGUUUGGGAAUCAAAGCGACUGAUCAAAAACUUCUGGAGGAAAAUGUCAGCAUGGUGUUCCACACCGCAGCGUCUGUAAGCUUCAAGGCGCAGCUGAAGCAAGCGAUGGACACCAACUACAGCGGCACACAAAAGGUCAUAGAUCUAACGAAGAGAAUAAAGAAUCUGGAGUCGUUCGUGUACUUCUCGACAGCGUUUGUGAAAGCGACGUCCCCGGAGCUGGAGGAGGAGCCGGUACCUCCCAUCGUUAGCCAGGAGCAGCUGGAGAAGUCCAUGAGAACUGGCAACACCAGCGAGCUGCUUAGCGUCCUGGAUGCGCCCAUGUACAUUUUCUCCAAGAGCGUCGCUGAAAAUCUGGUAGUACAGGAGAGUAAGGAGCUUCCCACCACCAUCAUACGACCGUCGGCUGUGACGGCGUGUCUACGGGACCCGCUGCCCGGGUGGAUGGACACGUGGAUAGCGCACCCGUCGUUCUUCGUGGAGCACUCCCGGGGGCUGGUGAGCGCCGCCGUGGGGCACCGCGACGUGGUGGCCGACAUCAUCCCCGCCGACUACGUCGCCAACCUCGCCAUCGUCGCAGCCGCGAGGGGCAGGAGGUCGCGCACGCUGCAGGUGUACAACUGCUGCUCGGGCGACGUCAACCCGAUGACGUGGCAGCAGGGCGCGGACCUGUUCCGACAGCGGGCGGAGGUCGACGGCAGAUGGGAUCUUCCGCCUAAGCGUCUGAUGCUGAUGUCCUCCCCGCUGCUGGUGGCUGUCCUCACGUUAGUCCGGGAUACGCUGCCGGCGCUGCUGCGGGACCUGGCGCUCGUCAUCCGGGGGAAGACACCCAAGUACACCAAAAUGCACCUCCGCGCGCGCUUCAUCCGCCACAGCUGCAUACCCGUGAUGCGCCACUCCGUGAUCUUCAGGAGCUCGCGCACUCUGCGCCUGGCGCAGAGCCUCGACGACGCGGACCGGGCGCAGCUGCCCUUCGACCCCACCACCAUCACCUGGCCCCGAUACCUCGCCACCGUCUACGAUGGAAUAUACAAAUAUAUGCAUAAGAAAUAUGCCUUUUAUGUUCUAAAUGAUAUUGAUCAAUCUUUAAAUAUAGAAUGCCGAGUUAUUCCACUUCUCGAAGAUUGUAAGAAGAAUAUAGAUGACACAGCCAUUACUUUUUAUGAUGCAACAUGGGAGCAAGUCCGCAAGAGAGCUGAAGAUGGCAUGGCGACUCUAUCUAACUGGUUAAACUCAGAAAAAUGCUGCCUCCGCCCCUUCCUCGCUUAA
Messenger RNA from Aricia agestis (brown argus), 1625 nucleotides. RefSeq names its product putative fatty acyl-CoA reductase CG5065. The record is from RefSeq and is a predicted model, not a curated record. The transcript has 13 exons. Bases 3 to 1625 code for a protein of 540 amino acids. Gene Ontology annotation, biological process: long-chain fatty-acyl-CoA metabolic process. NCBI's taxonomy places the organism in Eukaryota, Metazoa, Arthropoda, Insecta, Lepidoptera, Lycaenidae. Gene Ontology annotation, molecular function: alcohol-forming very long-chain fatty acyl-CoA reductase (NADP+) activity. Gene Ontology annotation, cellular component: peroxisome.